Pecten maximus is the source of this 5359-nucleotide messenger RNA. Its product is annotated as cartilage matrix protein-like. NCBI's taxonomy places the organism in Eukaryota, Metazoa, Mollusca, Bivalvia, Pectinida, Pectinidae. The coding region runs from base 182 to 2167 and encodes 661 amino acids. The record is from RefSeq and is a predicted model, not a curated record. The transcript has 9 exons.
UGGUUUGCGACAUUCCUCCAACAGUAGGUCUAAAGCCUCUCACGAACAGAGUACCUGUAUCUUCAGUGCUAUACUGUAAUAUAUAUAUCGGUGCUGACGAGUUAAUCGGACUUAUAGCAAGCAGUGCUUCAUUACAUUUGCGAAUCGGAUAUUCUGUUUAUCACAUACACGCUCAUUCAGGAUGGAUUUUAAAUUCCUUAUCAUCAUUUCCAUAGUUGGAACCUGUUACGUGAAUUCACAGCAUUUAUUGACCCCUGGAGCUGUGGAAUACUACUGUGGGAACAAGCCAGCUGAUGUUGUGUUCCUCAUUGAUUCCUCCAAUAGUAUAUGGGGUCCCGACUUCCUCAAACAAGUCAGCUUCAUUAAUGAAGUGGUCGAUAUGUUCCAAAUUGGUAAAAACAGAACAAGGAUUGGUCUGGCAACCUACAGUACUGACGUUCAUACUGAGUUCCACCUAAACGAAAACUACGACAGGGCCUCCCUUCGACAAGCUCUCUCCCGUGUCCGUCAAAGAAGGGGGUUCAUCACAAACACAAAACUAGCUAUCUGGACCAUGCGGAAAAAGAUGUUUAGUAAACACAAUGGCGCGAGACCCGGAGUGGUCAAGGUGGCUGUAGUGUUGACUGAUGGUCAGUCCAACAGUGUUGUGCGGACAGUUUGGGAGGCAAUCAAGGCUCGACGUGAGGGAAUCCACAUGUUCGCCAUUGGUAUCGGCUCCUACAUCAACAGGCGGGAGCUGAGAGGAAUGGCGAGUAAACCUGUAGCCGAUUACAUGUUUGAAGUGAGCAACUUUGGAGCGCUCGAAUCCAUCAAGAACAUUCUGGCUAUUAAAACAUGCGUUGUUACUCCACGUCCCACGACAACACGUCGGCCGACGACGACAACAACAACUACGCCAAUGCCAACAACGACGACCACUACGCCAACCACUACGACAACACCGACCACCACCACAACCACGCCCACAACAACAACCACUUCAGUACUGGAGCUGGCCCGCUCUGUGUGUUCAGACAGACAGACAGACAUAGUGUUUGCUUUUGAUUCCUCCAACAAUGUCCGAACGAAUGAAUUUUACCAGCAACUAGACUUCGCUAAGAAAAUGAUAGAAUUGAUGUCCAUUUCCCAAGAUACCACCAGAGUUGCAGCAUUUCUUUACAGCGACCAAAUUCAGCGCAUAUUUGAACUGAAUGAUUUUGAUGAUGCAGAGAGUAUGAAAGAAUCUUUAAAUAAAGUGAGUAAAUCUGCUGGACGAUCUCGAAUGAGCGAAGCUCUUAGGUACAUCAGAACAAAGAGCUUUAGAAGAAGCGUUGCCAGGGACGACGCCUCCCAGGUCGCCAUUAUUAUAACCGGAAGUCCCGCGAUGUACCUCCACCGAACCAAGGUCGAGGCCUCUAAGGCACGUGAGGCGGGAAUCACACUGAUCCCUAUUGGCAUUGGUGACGUCAAUAUUAAUGAGCUUCGGGCCAUAUCUGGAUCCCGGGACGACGGACUUUACUAUACCUUGCCAUCGUUCAGUGACAUUGAGAAUAUACUAGCACAACUCGCGAUAGAGUCCUGCAAAGUUCCUGAGCCAGUUAUAUCCAUAUCAGACCAAUCAUGCGGGUCUCGCCAGGCUGCGGACCUUAUGUUUAUAUUGGACAGUAUGAACGCGGGAAAGAAAAAUACUAAACGCGCUUUGGCUUUCAUUCGCUCGUUGAUAAGUGAGAUUGAUGUGGACACAGACAAGAUUCAGGUCGGACUCAUGUCAGCAGAAUGUCAGGACGAUGAGACGGGAUUUGCACUUGGUGAACGACAACAGAAGGAUGGCGUCUUGGAAUCCUUAUCAAACAUCCGCGGUACAGACAUUUCACAAAUUCUAAAGCAAAUGCGACGCGGAGCUUUCAGCCCAGCCAACGGUGGACGAAAAGAUGUCCGCAAAAUUGCUGUGCUUAUCAUUGACGGAAAACUAGAAGAGCCCAUACGAGCGCUUACCGAAGCACAGCGCGCAAGGAUACACGGCAUUGAGGUUUUCGUCAUACAAGUCGGUGAGGAUGAAGAGUCAUCAACGGAAGCCCGGAUGAUGAGUGACGCGCCGACUACACAGCAUUAUUUCCAAGUUCCAGAUUACGCCGCAUUGAUGGAAUUAAAAGAUGCGUUCUGGGCAGCUCUUUGUGAUGAAUUAUGAGGUGUCUUGGGGCGACCUUGAACGACUUUUGAAAGCAUAACUUGUGAUGGGACCAAUGUAAAGAAUGUCACGUGAUUUCGAGGGAAACACGUAAGAUAGAAUCCAUUAGCAAUGUACGUAACGAUCUCAAAGCAUCGGUACAGUUCAUGGACAUAUGAAGGAAAAUGGGUAUACAGUGACACUGUUAACAAAAAACUAAAAGGGACGUUGUUUACCUGAAAAGGUGAACAACAGCGAGUUUGCCAAUUUGUGUGUAUACCAAACAAUGUUUACCAAAAACAAAAACAGAAACCUGACCGGUAAACAACCAUUAUUCCAUGUCAUAAUGAAAUCAUUAUAUACCGGUGAAAUAUGUGCAAUAUUGAUGUAGCACAAUGUUCGAGGUAAUAAUAUGAACUCGCGCCACUGACUUGUCACGUGACCGUAGCCAUGUUGAUUGCUCAUCAUAAUUCACUGAUAUGAUUCGAGGACGAUGUCACGUGGUGUGGAUCGAUGAUCAUCUUGAUAUGUCUCGCGAUUUUUCACUUUUUAAAGAAGAUCACUGACAUUUAAACAAAAUCUGUCAAAUUUUAUUCUUUUGCAGGAAGCUAUUUUUUCAUGUUAUUUAUAAAACAGCAUUAGAAUUUUCAUCAGUUGAAUUCUAACGCUAAUUCAAGCAUAAUAUUUGUACUAAAAUAUGUGUUUGAUAUACAUGUAUCCUAUCAUUUCGCAAAAUUAAGCCAGUAUGAUAUCAAUAUACCUCGCAAAGUACAGUUUUUUUCAUAAUGUACGCGCAAUUGAGUAUAAUUAUCAAUACGGUAACUUCAAUGGGUUGAUUCACAUGUCUGACUAGACGAUAGACAUACAUGUUUGAGCCUUUAUAGGAACCAAAUGUGAACUUGUCAACGCUAAUUCGAUAAUGUGUUACCUCUGUGUGUAUUGGAACAGAUGCUAACUAAGCGAAAGGCCCUUUAACCGUUUCUGAUUCAAAGGAACAUACUGCCUUGUUAGCUUGACAUGAAAAUUAAAGCAUUAUUUUGUCAAGUUUGUAAAACAGUUUCCAUGCAUCAUGCACGUAAUUAUCAAACAACAAAGCCAAUACAUUGAAACGCUUGUUUAUAUUUGUUUUCAUAUUUUCUAUUUGUUUUUUUUUUAUUAUUGCCUUUAUUAUCAAAAAAUGAUUCAGACGUUAACUGUACUGUACAGGCCUUGGUGUGAUAGAGCCAGGCAUGGCCGCCAUUUAAUAACAAUGCAGUGUUUUAAUCAUUUUGUGAGAUGUGAAUGUGUGUGGUAUUAGAUAAUGCAUUUAAUACAUUUGAAUUUGAUCAUGAUCACUUAAGAUGUGUUGUAUGGUGCAGUGUGCAGAACGUCUGCGUGUGUCUACAAUGUCCUUUGUUUUAAUUUGUCCGUUGAUCUGGCGAAGAAAAAUCCGAAAUUGAAUAGUAUCUGAGGCAUACACAUCGUACCUUUAAUAGCUUUGCUAGAGCCCGUAUUUUUUUUAUUUUUUUACGAGGCUUCGAAGACAAUAAAGCGAUGAAAUUGUAUGGCAUGUAACAACUUCAUGUGGUGUUAUUUGUGACAUCAACAACUGUAUUAAAGCAAUUAUCUAAGUAAGAAUACACUGUGUGCUGAUAUAUACAAAGGGUAAAAACAUAGACAGAUUAUCGCUAGUGUAUGUAUAAAUAAUCAAUGUUGUGCAUUUAUUUGUUUUAUGUCUAGUAGAAUGGUCUGUGGUUAUUGUUACGAUGGUGACCACCACACGGAGUCGGGGGAAAUACACCGGAUAUUGGUCCAGAUUUCUCGAAAGGAUUUUUUUUUCUUUUAAUUUACUAUAAACCGAAAAAUAAUUUCGUCACUUUUUUAAUUUUGCAUGUUAUUUUUAUUUUUCAUUUUAUUUAUAUAUAUGUUUUUUUUUAAAUAUUAUUAUUUGAGAAUACAGUAAUAUGAUUAUCUUUUAAUGUUCCGCUAAUAAAUCUUUUAGAAUAAAAAAUAAAAUAUUUCUUUGCAAUGAAAAUACUAAGUAGAAUUUAUAUAACAUGGACAUUUUUUUUAACGAGUUUUAUUUCACUUCGAGAAAUCUGGACCUAUUUUGCUGAAAUCAAAAGGAUUUAUUGUUUAAACUAUUGUCUUUCAAUACAUUGAUAUUCCAGACUUCGUUAGACGAGGCCCAGUAGACAAUUAGAUAGCAACUACGCGUACAUAUAAUAUGUUAUACACUCGUAUUCAAUUUCUAAAUCCGUAUCUCCCGUAAGGAUAUAUUCCUGAAUUCAUGGAUUAUGUUGUUUACCACAGUUAUUUCCUUUUUGUUCUGAAAGUAUUAUAAACUUCUUCACAGUUCCACAGUAUGAUGAAAUGUGUCGACGGUAAAAAAACAAACACAAAAAAAGAAAAAGAAACAAACAAAACCAAACAAAACAAACGAAAAAGGCAGAGAGAGCCAUCAGUUCAGAUUUACAUUUUGAAUAUCUAUUGGGUCUCGUCUACACGAAGAAUCAUCGCAUCUCGUCCUAUCAUCUGUAUAUAAUCAUCGUAAUUAAGCGUGUAAACCACUGUAUUACUUAUUUAUGUAAGAUAUGUAAAAAAUGAAAUCCACUUAUUCACAUAUGACCAUCGACACUGACUCGAUCACGUGAUAUUCUGAUAGACAUAUUAACAUUUUAGGAGAUUAUAAAAUCAUCAUCAACAUUAAAAGAUAAAGUGAUUCCUAACAUACCGUUAUAGUAACCAUCUUACGUCAUACUUACGUCAUACUUACGUCAUAUAUCAGCAACAUUAAUUCCGGAAUAUCACGUGAUCGAUGUAAAUUUCGUGUCGUAAACUCGGCUUUGUGAUGUUAUGACAGCACAAAAUAUCAAAUGACGUCAUAAUUGGUAAAUGACGUCACAUUUUGUGAGGUCAGUAAUACUGACACAUAACUGUAUUGAAAAAAAAAAUGAUGACGUCAUGAAACUUACUGAUGUCACAAUUUUACAUUUGCGUCACAGUUUAUUAAAGUUAACGAUUUAUUGUGACGUCAUAAAUACUAAUAUGGCGUUACAUCAUAAAUUGUGCUGACGUCACGAGUUUAAAGUGACGAUAUGCCUGCAGUAUCUGUGAUUCUGUUUUGUACCAAAGUGCUUUACAAAGAGUGAGUGUGAGAGUGUUACGUUAUUGUAUAUAGUGUAAAACGACAAUGUUGAAAAUGUUAAUAAAAUUGACAACGACGAAACUCUG